Messenger RNA from Protobothrops mucrosquamatus (brown spotted pit viper), 536 nucleotides. RefSeq names its product receptor-binding cancer antigen expressed on SiSo cells-like. The transcript is spliced from 5 exons. Bases 12 to 536 code for a protein of 174 amino acids. Lineage: Eukaryota; Metazoa; Chordata; Lepidosauria; Squamata; Viperidae. Gene Ontology annotation, cellular component: secretory granule. The record is from RefSeq and is a predicted model, not a curated record.
AGUCUUUCAUCAUGGCAAUUACACAGUUCCGUCUAUUUAAAAUUUGUACAUGCUUGGCAGCAGUACUAUCUUUUUUUAAAAGAUUGAUUUGCAGGACUGGAAGAGGACGAAAGCUUAGUGGAGACCAAAUAACUUUGCCAACUACUGUGGAUUUUUCAUCUGUUCCUAAACAACCAGAAGUAGAAGAUUGGUCUUCAUGGGAUGAAGAUGCCCCUACAAGUGUGAAAAUUGAAGGUGGUAAUGGCAGUGUAGCCAAUCAACAAAAUGGAUUGGAAGAAAUGGAGCCUGAUUACUUUAAGGACAUGACACCAACAAUAAGGAAAACACAGAAAAUCAUUGUUAAAAAACGUGAACCUUUAAAUUUUGGCAACCAAGAUGGUAGUGCCGGAUUUUCAAGUAGAUUAGCAGCUACACCAGAUGUUCCUUUUAUCCAUCAAUCUCCAGAACUAGGAGACUUGGAGACAUGGCAGGAAAACAAAAAUGCUUGGGAAGAAGAAGAAGAUGCUUCCUGGCAAGCAGAAGAGGUUCUGAGGUAA